Penicillium angulare is the source of this 771-nucleotide messenger RNA. RefSeq lists its product as uncharacterized. The coding region runs from base 1 to 771 and encodes 256 amino acids. The record is from RefSeq and is a predicted model, not a curated record. NCBI's taxonomy places the organism in Eukaryota, Fungi, Ascomycota, Eurotiomycetes, Eurotiales, Aspergillaceae. Gene Ontology annotation, molecular function: oxidoreductase activity. The transcript has a single exon.
AUGACUGUCUCCAAGCUGCAAGGCAGUAACGUCCUCCUUAUUGGCGGCACAUCUGGGAUUGGAUUUGAGGUAGCAAAAAAGGCCCUAGCAGAAGGAGCCAGCAUAAUUAUCAGCUCUUCUUCUGAACAAAAAGUUCUCCAAGCAUCUGGAAAAUUGAAAAACGGAAACCCGGAAAGGUCAUCUGCAGUCCGCAGCUUUGUUGCUGACCUCUCUAUCCGCGAAAAUCUCGAGGGGACCAUUGUCAGCCUUCUCAAGUAUGCUGCAGUGUCUUCGCCAAUCGACCACAUUGUGUUUACAGCGGGCAAUGUACCUCCCAUGGUUUCUCUAUCCGAGGCUUCUUUCGAUCAUGUCGAGGCCUUUCUGACUGUUCGCUUUUUCGGUGCGAUGGCAGUAGCCAAGCACAUGCCUAAAUACAUGACUUCGCACAAGCGCUCUUCGUUUACGAUGACGACUGGAACUCAAAUUAAAAAGCCCUCGUCUUGGCUCCCACCUGCUAUAGGUGGAGCAAUCGAGGGCCUUAUGAAAGGACUGGCUGUGACUUUGUCACCCAUUCGGGUCAAUGCUGUUUCUCCCGGUUUUAUCUUGACGGAGCUUUUGGAUCGACUUCCGAAGGAGAUGGUUGAUGGUAUGGUAGAGAAGCACUCUCAGCAGUCUUUAACAAAAGAUAUUGGCUAUCCAGAAGAUACAGCUGAAGCUUAUAUAUACCUUAUGAAAGAUUACUUUGCCACUGGAACGACUGUGGCUACGAAUGGAGGAGCGUGGCUCUUAUGA